Messenger RNA from Hyaena hyaena (striped hyena), 2706 nucleotides. RefSeq names its product insulin induced gene 1 (gene INSIG1). The transcript has 6 exons. The record is from RefSeq and is a predicted model, not a curated record. Gene Ontology annotation, cellular component: SREBP-SCAP-Insig complex; endoplasmic reticulum. The coding region runs from base 147 to 971 and encodes 274 amino acids. Lineage: Eukaryota; Metazoa; Chordata; Mammalia; Carnivora; Hyaenidae. Gene Ontology annotation, biological process: cellular response to insulin stimulus; SREBP signaling pathway; SREBP-SCAP complex retention in endoplasmic reticulum.
GCCACGGUCGCCUGCCUUAAAAAGCUGCACCGCGCGCCCCGCUCCCAGGGCCCAGCGCCAAGAGGUCCGGGCCGUGAUUACUUUCCUACGCGAGUCCGCGCGCGGGCGCCCCUCGGACAGGAACGCCGGCCCGCGCCCGGGGACCGAUGCCCAGGCUGGACGACCACUGCUGGAGCUGUUCCUGUGCUCAGAGCGCCAGGCACCGAAGUCUCCCGCGAGCCGGGCCCGGGGGGCUGGCGGCCAAAGUGGGAGACAUGCUCAGCCCCGCGGCGCUGGCGGCCCGCCGCGGCCCGGACCCGCACCCCGCGCCCGCUCGCGGGCCUCGGAGCGCCGGGCCGGGGGGGCGCGGCGCUGGCGGCGGCCCCCCCGGCAGCUGGCACCACCACCUGGUGCAGAGGAGCCUGGUGCUGUUCUCGGUGGGGGUGGUGCUGGCCCUGGUGCUCAACCUGCUGCAGGUGCAGCGGAACGUCACCCUGUUCCCCGAGGAGGUCAUCGCCACCAUCUUCUCCUCGGCCUGGUGGGUGCCCCCCUGCUGUGGGACGGCGGCCGCUGUCGUCGGCUUGCUCUACCCCUGCAUCGACAGUCACCUUGGGGAGCCGCACAAGUUUAAGAGAGAGUGGGCCAGCGUGAUGCGCUGCGUAGCGGUUUUCGUUGGCAUCAACCACGCCAGUGCUAAACUGGAUUUUGCCAAUAACGUGCAGCUCUCCUUGACCUUGGCGGCCCUGUCCCUGGGCCUGUGGUGGACAUUCGACCGGUCGAGAAGUGGCCUCGGUCUUGGGAUCACCAUCGCCUUCCUGGCCACUCUGAUCACGCAGCUGCUGGUGUACAACGGCGUGUACCAGUACACGUCCCCCGAUUUCCUCUACAUCCGCUCCUGGCUGCCGUGUAUAUUCUUCUCCGGAGGGGUCACCGUAGGCAACAUCGGACGGCAGCUGGCUAUGGGUGUUCCUGAGAAGCCACACAGCGACUGAGUCUCGGGAGCCGCUGAAGAGCACGGUUUGGGAAGAAGACUGUGACCUUGGACUGUGACAGAGAUGAUCUUUCUCCUUCGUGAUCUGCUUAGACUGGGUGACUGCACCCGUGACGCCCGGAAAAAGAUGCCCCCCCCAAUCCGGAGCGGCAGGCGAGGGGACCCGCCUGUUUGCACUCCGGGGGUCCCACCCUGGCGGGGGCGGGGCCUCAGGCAGGCACCGCACCCUGAGUAUUCAAAAUCAUUUAUGUUAUUAAAAGCAAGUUGCCAUAUUUCAAAGCCUUGAACUAAAGCCUAAUUACCAGCUCUUGGUUUUGUACCCGUGCCCACAAGGGAUGGCUUGAUGGUGCUGUAACAAAGGGGAAGUGUGGUCGAAUAGGAAUCGUAUGGAUCCAAGAGGUUUGUUUUUAAAUAGGGUUGUGUAAAAAGAAGCAGCCGUGAGCAGCGGGAGGCCGGCUCCUGCGGUCGGGGCGCGGCAACCCCUCGCGCCCUCGUCCCCCGGCGGAGCCCCGUGUAGACAAUCUCACCGGGCGCAGAAGGCAGCGAAGGCCAUGGCUCUCCACUGUGAACUCCGGAAUUCUCACCUCAGUAUUCGCGAAGUUUCUUCCAAAAUCCACAGUCCUCUAAGAGGGAACGCCUGUCUGCCGCGCAUUCUGGGCUUGGCCAGAAUUGUCGUUCCCGUAACCCUCCAGAGUAGAGAUGACGAUGUUCCGCAGCCCUAUGGAAUCUGCAAUCUGUGAUUGCCUUGUAAAAAGAAGCGCGCACACAUCACCACGUUGAACAUUCGGGGUUUCUAAAUCCUCAAAGAUCUUGGUGAGCACAAUGUCUUCACUCAGUGGCAUAGACCGUGGUCGACCCGCUUGGCGAAGGUUGGGUCUCACACUUCAAGUGCAAUGUUUCUGAAAACCAAUCUGAGCCUUGCAUUCUCUUAAAUAUUUAUUUUUUUUUUAAACGUACGAGAUGUUAAAGAGGGAUUCUCCAUUCAUUUCAGUGCUGCACGGAGGCGAAAUUCAGCAAUAAUUUCUUUCAGUUACGAAGUUACUCUGGUGUACCCUCCACUGAGCCCUGGUCCUUUGAAAAUACUCCAGUUUCGUGCUGUUUAGUAGACCAGUAAUUUUUACUUACAAAUUUACCUUUUUGGUAUUUUGAAAUUUAAGUGUUUUUGUUUUAAGUUUUUGUGAAGUGAUUUCAAGAGACUCCUUUUGACUGGACGCGGGUGCCCUUGGCUUCGUUCGCGCGAUGUUCCUGUUGUGGUUCUUCUGUUCUGAGAAAAAUACCUGGGAGUAAAUUUUAGGUGGCUGUGUUGCUGAUUCGUUUUCAAGGAAUUUUGUCUAAGAGAAAACGGGGCCAUUCCGCACUUUGAGAUGACCCCUACACGUUUUCUGAAAAACCCGAAGUUAUUAGGUGGAAGCAGUAAUUGAAUCUUUAAAACAUACUUGAUCAUGUACAAACAGUAAGUAUUUUUAUUCCUUUUCAACUGGAAGUAAAUCUCCAUCUGUUAGAAAUAAUGUAGCCAAAAAAAAACAAUGUGAAUCUGAAGAAUUUUUUUUGCCAAUACUUUAUAGCAAGUAUAUGAACCAAAGUGAUUUGAGUUUGUAAAAAUGUAAAAUACUAUGAACAAAAUUUGCACUAUCUGAGAUACAGACAUCUAGUGAGGUUCACAUUCACACUAAGUUUUCAGCAUUGUGUUCUUUUUCCAUUCAUUUUUUUACUUUUAUUAAAGGUUCAAAACCAAC